Molecule: messenger RNA, 13869 nt
Organism: Lampris incognitus (smalleye Pacific opah)
Lineage: Eukaryota; Metazoa; Chordata; Actinopteri; Lampriformes; Lampridae
Product: ankyrin-3-like
Exons: 51
Biological process (GO): regulation of cardiac muscle contraction; protein localization to T-tubule; signal transduction
Cellular component (GO): T-tubule
Molecular function (GO): protein binding
Source: RefSeq, a predicted model, not a curated record
GAGAGAGAGAGAGAGAGGGAGAGAUAUGGAGAGAGAGAAAGAGAGAGAGAUACAGAUGUAAAUGCCAGCUAUCUGCGGGCAGCGAGAGCAGGAAACCUGGAAAAAGCUCUGGACUACCUGAAAAAUGGAGUCGACAUCAACAUCUGCAACCAGAAUGGUCUGAAUGCUCUCCAUCUGGCCUCCAAGGAGGGCCAUGUGGAGGUGGUGGCUGAGCUCAUCAAGCAGGGUGCCAAUGUGGAUGCAGCUACUAAGAAAGGGAACACGGCCCUCCACAUAGCUUCCCUUGCCGGACAGACGGAGGUGGUGAAGGAACUGGUCACCAACGGAGCCAAUGUCAACGCACAAUCUCAGAAUGGCUUCACUCCACUCUACAUGGCAGCACAGGAGAACCACAUGGACGUGGUUCAGUUUCUACUGGACAACGGCUCAAGUCAGAGCAUUGCCACUGAGGAUGGCUUCACUCCGCUGGCGGUGGCGUUGCAGCAGGGUCAUGACCAGGUGGUGUCCUUGCUGUUGGAGAACGAUACCAAGGGGAAGGUGCGCCUCCCCGCACUCCACAUCGCUGCUCGGAAAGACGACACCAAGGCCGCCGCCCUCCUCCUCCAGAAUGACCACAAUGCUGAUGUGGAGUCCAAGAUGAUGGUGAAUAGAACAACAGAGAGUGGCUUUACUCCCCUCCACAUUGCGGCCCACUAUGGUAAUAUCAACGUAGCAACACUCCUGCUUAACAGAGGGGCGGCUGUGGAUUUUAAGGCAAGGAAUGACAUCACUCCAUUACACGUAGCAUCCAAACGAGGGAACAGCAACAUGGUGCGGCUGCUGCUGGAGAGAGGGGCCAAGAUUGAUGCAAGGACGAAGGAUGGUCUGACACCCCUCCACUGUGGAGCCAGGAGUGGCCAUGAGCAAGUAGUGGAGAUGCUGCUGGACCGAGGAGCUCCCAUACUGUCAAAGACAAAGAACGGCCUGUCCCCCCUCCACAUGGCAACGCAGGGUGACCACCUGAACUGUGUCCAGCUUCUGCUGCACCAUGAGGUGCCAGUGGAUGACGUGACCAACGACUACCUGACAGCGCUGCAUGUGGCCGCCCACUGUGGACACUACAAGGUGGCCAAGGUCAUCGUAGACAAGAAAGCCAACCCCAAUGCCAAGGCACUGAAUGGUUUCACUCCCCUGCACAUUGCCUGUAAGAAAAACAGAGUCAAAGUGAUGGAGCUUCUUCUAAAGCACGGAGCAUCCAUACAGGCUGUCACUGAGUCUGGUCUGACGCCCAUCCAUGUUGCAGCAUUCAUGGGACAUGAGAACAUUGUUAGCCAACUGACAAACCACGGGGCUUCAGCUAACACAACCAACGUGCGGGGGGAGACAGCACUUCAUAUGGCAGCCAGGGCAGGACAGUCAAACGUGGUCCAAUAUUUGGUCCAGAAUGGAGCCCGAGUGGAGGCCAAGGCCAAGGAUGACCAGACCCCGCUGCACAUCUCUAGUCGCCUUGGGAAGCCAGACAUUGUCCACCAGUUGCUGGCCAAUGGAGCAUGCCCAGAUGCCACCACUAGCUCUGGAUACACGCCAUUACACCUGGCUGCCAGAGAGGGCCACAAAGAUGUGGCUGCAGCACUACUGGACCAAGGAGCUAGCCUGGGCAUUACUACUAAGAAAGGCUUCACUCCCCUCCAUGUGGCUGCUAAGUAUGGAAAGAUAGAAGUAGCCAACCUGCUACUGCAGAAGAACGCCCCAUCAGACGCAGCAGGCAAGAUGGGUUACACUCCUCUCCAUGUGGCUUGUCACUAUGGCAACAUUAAGAUGGUCAACUUCCUGUUGAAGAACCAGGCUAAGGUCAAGACCAAGAAUGGUUACACUCCUCUUCACCAGGCUGCCCAGCAGGGACACACGCACAUCAUCAACCUGCUGCUGCAAUAUGGAGCAUCACCCAAUGAACUCACCGCCAAUGGUAACAGUGCCCUGUCCAUUGCCAGAAGGCUGGGCUAUAUCUCUGUGGUGGACACACUCAAGGUGGUCACUGAGGAGACUCUUACCACUAUGACUGUGACAGAAAAGCACAAGAUGAAUGUUCCAGAGACCAUGAACGAAGUCUUGGACAUGUCUGAUGACGAUGUCUGUAAAGCCAAUGUCCCCGAAAUGCUCACUGAAGACUAUGUAUCUGAUGGGGAAGAAGGUGAUGAUGCCAUGACAGGGGAGACUGACAAAUAUCUGGCCCCCCAGGACCUGCGGGAGCUCGGGGAUGACUCUCUCCCUCAGGAGGGCUACAUGGGCUUCAGCAUCGGCGCGCGCUCACAGAGCCUGCGUUCCUUCAGUUCUGAUAGGUCCAACACGCUGAACCGGAGCUCGUUCACACGGGACAGCAUGAUGAUAGAGGAGAUGCUGGCGCCCACAAAGGAACUGGGGCUCUGCAAGGAGAAGUCCUUCACUGUAGAGCCCCAUAAUAAGCAUCUGGCGGUGGCAAAGGAUGUUGACAGUGACUCUCUGAGGCGGUACAGCUGGGCAGCAGACACACUGGAUAAUGUCAACUUAGUCUCCUCACCCGUACACUCUGGUUUUUCCUCUCCACUCCCGCAGUACGACAGCAGGUUCUUGGUCAGCUUCAUGGUGGAUGCCAGGGGUGGCUCCAUGAGAGGGAGUCGACAUAAUGGCAUGCGCAUCAUCAUCCCACCCAGGAAAUGCACAGCGCCCACUAGAAUCACAUGCCGAUUGGUCAAGCGGCACAAACUGGCAUCCCCUCCUCCCAUGGUGGAAGGGGAGGGCCUGGCCAGCCGGCUGGUGGAGGUUGGCCCAGCUGGAGCUCAGUUUUUGGGUAAACUACACCUCCCCAGAAAGCUGCCAGUCCUUAGCGAUGGCCAGAGCCUGGUUAGUCCAAUGCUACAGCUUGGACCCAGAGGAACUAGAUUCGUUGGACCUGUGAUAGUGGAGAUCCCCCACUUUGGCUCCAUGCGGGGUCAGGAGAGAGAGUUGAUCUUGCUGCGCAGCGAGAAUGGAGAAACCUGGAAGGAGCACCAGCACGACUGUAAGACUGAGGACCUCAAUCACCUCCUCAAUGGCAUGGAUGAAGAGCUAGAAAGUACAGAGGAGCUGGAGAGGAAGAGGAUUUGCCGUAUCGUCACUAAGGACUUCCCACAGUACUUUGCUGUUGUGUCACGGAUCAGGCAAGAGUCCAACCAUAUGGGGCCAGAGGGUGGGACUCUGUACAGCCGCAGCGUCCCAUUGGUCCAAGCAUCCUUCCCUGAAGGAGCACUUACCAAGAAGAUCAGAGUUGGACUACAGGCUCAGCCGGUGCCAGACGAAACAGUGAAGAAAAUCAUUGGUAACCGGGCAACCUUCAGCCCAAUUGUCACCGUGGAGCCAAGAAGAAGAAAGUUCCAUAAGCCCAUCACUAUGACAAUCCCAGUGCCGCCGCUUUCGGGGGAAGGACUUACAAAUGGCUACAAGGGAGACUCAACCCCUUGCCUCCGCCUUCUCUGCAGCAUUACAGGUGGCACAUCCCCAGCUCAGUGGGAGGACAUCACAGGCACAACUCCUCUCACCUUCGUCAGUGACUGUGUCUCCUUCACUACCAACGUCUCUGCCAGGUUCUGGUUGGCAGACUGUCACCAAAUCCCAGAGACAGUGGGCUUAGCCACACAGCUUUAUAGAGAGCUGAUAUGUGUGCCCUACAUGGCCAAGUUUGUGGUGUUUGCUAAAAUGAAUGACCCGGUAGAGUCCAGCCUGAGGUGUUUCUGUAUGACAGACGACAAGGUGGACAAGACCUUGGAGCAGCAGGAGAACUUUGAGGAAGUUGCCAGAAGCAAAGAUAUAGAGGUUCUGGAGGGUCGGCCCGUCUUUGUGGACUGCUAUGGCAACUUAACACCUCUGACUAAAGCAGGCCAGCAGCUUAUUCUCAACUUCUUUGCCUUCAAAGAGAACCGCUUACCCUUCUGUGUCAAGGUUAGAGACAACAGCCAGGAGCCUUGCGGUCGUCUUACUUUCUUCAGAGAGUGUAAGACAACCAAAGGCUUUCCACAAACCGCCGUGUGCAACCUGAACAUCACUCUUCCUGCCCUGAAGAAGGAAAUGGAAUCAGAUCCUGAGGAUGAGACUGAAAAGCCAGAGCGACGGCAUACCUUUGCAUCCCUAGCCUUACGUAAGCGCUACAGCUAUCUGGCCGAGCCUGCACUGAAAACAACAGUUGAGCGAAGCACAGCAGCAAGAACACUGCCUGCUGGUUACCCUCACAAACCUGUCUUUCCAACCAGACCUUACCAACCAUGGUCGACUGCUCCUAUUACCAUCCUCGGCCAAACAAGGCCUGUCGAACUGGGGGGUUCCAUCGCCUCUACCGGUUCACCAGCAGGCUCGCCAGCUGCUUCUCCACUAAAGUCCUCCUGGCCCCACUCUUCCCCUUCCCCUGCCUCUCCCUCAACCAUCAAAUCCAGCCGGGGAGCCCCACCAUCAAUAUCCACCCUGUCUUCCCCAGUUAAAUCAGCUAGUGAGGUACCAUCUCCAUCCCCCAUUCGGUCUUUUAGGACUAUGGCUUCACCCAUUAAGACUGUUGUUCAACAAGGCCAGUACCCUGUCCAAGGGUCAGCCAGCCUUGUGUCCUCUGGCACAGACCCAGCAUCUAUCAAAAGUCUUGCUUCAGCAUACACUUCAAGGACUUCCCCAAUCCACUCACUCUCCAGUGUGUCAGUGCCAGAUAGGUCAUCAGCUACUAUUUCUACUCCAACAUCACCAAAGACAACUGUCAACAUGUAUAAUUCGAGUUUGCCUUUUAAAACUGUACUGGGGUCCACAGCAACUACUGAGGCAGGGGCUCCUUCCCUCUCACCUGUUAAAACUAUCUCGAGCCUGUCCUCAAUGAAGACAGCUGUAGAUUCAACACUGGCAUCACAAGGUGCUAAGUCAUCCCUCUCGUCUCUCUCCUCAACUGGACAGACCACCAUCGCUUCCUCGGAAUUUUCCAUGAUGAAUGGAUCAGUAUCACCUGUUAAAUACCCAUCCUCUUCCUCCACCUCCUCGUCCCCCUCUUCCCGUCUUUAUUCAGAGAGGAGUAGCAGCCUUCAGGAGAGGAUUCAGGCGACCACCCAGGCAGCAACCUCCAGUGUCAGUGCAGCAAUAAAUGAAGUCAUAAACUCAUGCUCUGUGUCCAGUUACGGCACACUUAAAUCAUUGUCCUCCUCACGUAGAUCUGCAACAGGUAGCUCUGCUUAUGGAUCUCUCAGACCUGCUGCCACCACCUCCUCUACGUCCACAGUCUCAAAUACAUUAAGUGUACCUGUAUACUCCCUAGUCAAUGUCUUACCUGAGGCUCCUGUCAAACCAGGACCAGGAUCUCUCAAAAUGGCACUGCCUGACCCUUCCCGCACCUCCACUUCCUCCUCAUCUUCUUUGUCUUCCUGUGUAACCUCGUCUAAAAUCAAAUCUCAGUUGAAAUCCCCUCCAUUUAUCACACCACCCAUCAUCCAUCCAACUGCAGCUUCCAACCAGGAAAUACUGAGAGACGUAGCAGACAUGAAAGAGGAUCUAAUUAGAAUGACAGCUAUCCUCCAGACAGACACACGAACAGCAGCCAAAACUGUCCAAACAUCUCUCUCUGGAACUCCUAAAGAAGCCAAACUAGAGGACGUGGAACCAUUUAGUUUAGUGGAGAAAGUGAAAGAGGAUUUAGCGAAAGUUAGUCAGAUUUUACAGAAGGAUGUCUUGAGUGAUGGUAAAACCAUGGCAGUGAAAGAGAUAACCUCUGAGGAUGAAUGGGAGGAGUUUUCCAAAGAUGAGAUUGAAGAAGCACAGAGAAAUGUGCUACCUGAGUAUCAAGCUCCUUUUGAUGAAAGUGCUCUCCCGUUCAAGCCCCAGUCCAUACCAAGCAAAGACCUCGACUUGGCUAAAGUUGUUGAUUAUUUAGCAAAUGACAUUGCUGCUAGCUCUUUAUCCAAAAUGGCAGAGGUAAAAUGUAGGGUUGAGGAGGAGGCAAAGAGGGAAGGGGAAGAGAAACAAAAACAGCAUAAACUAAAAAUGCCUCCGCCAGGCUCAGGUAUGCGUACCUCUCCCUCAGAGAAAGAUCUGAGUAAACUUGCUGAGUCAUUUCAGGGGACGGAUACUAUUUUGGAAUCACCUGAAGACUUGUCUCAUGAGCAGGAUAAGAGCCCUCUGUCAGACAGUGGGUUUGAGACAAGGAGUGAAAAAACUCCCUCUGCUCCUCAAAGUGCAGAAAGUACAGAACCCAAACCUUUAUUUGCAGACUCUCCCAUCCCUCCCUGUGUCACUGAGACCAGGACUGAGGUAGUCCACAUAAGGAGCUAUGAGCAACCUGACGAACCUUGUGAGCCUGCAGCAAUGGAAGAAGCUGCAUCUACUAUUUCUUGUACUGAACCGGAUGUAUCAUCACCUUGCUCCAUCAAAGACAAAGUCAAAGCCAUGCAGCUGAAAAUGUCAGAGGAUGACUCCGUGGUGAGUAAAAGUAUGUGUCUCAAAGAAGAGACUCAUAUUACCACCACUACUACUACUAGAAUGGUCUACCACAAGCCUCAGCUAACUGAUGGAGCAGAGGUGAUAGAGGAAACUAUGUCAGUUAGAGACAUUAUGAAAGCUUUUCAGUCAGGAAGAGACCCAUCUAAAGAACUUGCAGGCCUUUUUGAACACAAAGCAGGACAGGACUCGGUCAAAGGUGAUGAGCUGAUGCCUAGAUUCCUUGACAAAGACGGUAAAUCUAAACCCAAAGUGGAGAGGAUAAUUGAGGUUCAUAUUGAAAAGGGGCACAGCACAGCAGAGCCAACAGAGGUCAUUAUCAGAGAGACCAAGAAGCACCCUGAGCUCUAUGUCUAUAAAGGAGACCGUGCAAUGAAAGAGCUUCCUGAAUAUGAUGAGACCCAACAGGAAGAAGAGGAACUUACUGUCGAAGAAUCCCUACCCUCUUUCCUGGAAACAUCUCGUGUUAACACUCCGGUGUCACAAGAGGAGGAUAGCCGCCCAAGCUCUGCCCAACUUAUUGCUGAUGACUCAUAUAAAGCCCUGAAACUUUUGAGCCAGCAUUCUGUUGAAUACUGUGAUGACGAGCUAUCAGAGAUCCGAGGGGAGUCAUACAGGUUUGCCGAAAAAAUGCUCCUUUCUGAGAAACUAGACACGUCAUCAAUUUCUCACUCUGAUACAGAGGACUCAGCGAUGGUGGCUGACCAAACACACCAUCUCACUUCUGGAGACAGCGGUGGCCAAUACUCAGACAGUGUAAGUCAGCAGCAUGGAAGCCCCAAAAAAGAGUUUGUUUUUAAGUCAUCAAAAGAUGGGUCUCCCAAAUCAGGUAAAUUUUCCUCCCAUAGAGAUGAACAUUCCCAGUUUGAUAAGGUGACGGUGCUGCAUUACUCUACAGAACAAGGUAGCCCUAAACAUGCAGUCUGGAUGCGUUUCACAGAGGAUAAGCAUGACAGAAGCAGGGAUAAGCUCCUUUAUGAGGACAGGGUGGACCAGACAGUGAAGGAAGCUGAAGAAAAACUUAGUGAGGUGUCACAAUUCUUCCGUGACAAAACAGAGAAACUCAACGAUGAGCUGCAAUCCCCUGAGAAAAAGCCUGUGAAGAGAGAACUAAGACAAACCAGGUCCGGACCUAGCUCAGCCUGCAGCAGCCCUGAAAAAACACAGCAGAAACCUAAAACAGGAGGAGAGAUAUGGGGUAAAAGCAAGCUCAGGGAGCCCUCUGUUGGGAAUAUAUUUGGUAGCAGUCCUGAAACUGAAAGGAAAAGCUCUAGUUUGCCAAGCAGUCCUCAGCGAAGUGUCCUUUCUUAUCCCAGUGAGGAUAAAAUUAAACAACAGACUAAAACAAGUGAUUCUGAGCCAUCCUCUCCUGUUCAGGUGAAGUCGACAUCCAAAGUCAGUUCUAUGAGGAUGAAGUUUGAAUCUGAGGGUCAGAUACAAAGUCAGUCUAACCCAACAAGAAUUCCUCCACCUGUACAGCCAAAACCUUCUGUUACAAAAUUACAGGAGAGUAAACUUCCUGUUUAUCAGUUUUAUUCAGGAGGAAAAACAUCAAACAUAUCUGAGGCCUCAGAGGAAGGAAACCCAAAAAAUGGUAUAGAGAAAGAUAAAAGAGCUGCCAAGGAUACCAGCAAGCCUGAUUUGAUAUCAACAUCUCAGGCACCAAAACACACAGGGGACAAGCAUUCAAAUAAAAACAUUCCAGAGGCCUCCCUCAAAAAGCGAUUAGAUGAAACUCAGAAGUACAACUCCAAGAAUAAAGUGGAAGACAGAAAUUCCACUGUUACUCAGGAAAUUGAAUUAAGCAAUAAGAAUAAAAAAGAUAAGAAAUCUCCAACUGCCAUUUAUAAUACUAAAGAGAUAGGUAGUCAUGUAGAAAACUACCAACAAGCUAUAAAAUGUGAGCCUGCUCACAAAGAGGCGACAACUGAAGCACCAAGAAAAGACACAGAGGAACCAAUAAACAAAAACCUUAGAGAAAAGACAGAGUCUCAAAUCCCUGUCAAGACACCAUCUAUUCCCAUUGAUAAUGACUCACCAAAGAAACAGAUAAUAAAUAAACCCUCCCAGAUACCUACAUUAGCCAAGAACAAAAUAUAUACUAGCCCUGAGAAAACCCCAACAAAAACGGAGGAAAAUCUAACUAACAAAUCUUUUGAAAUAUUAGAUAAUGCACCAAAAGAUUCCAACUCCAAUAACCUCCCUAGCCCAAGAGACACAGUAGAGAAAGUCAUAGCCCCUUCAGUUUCUACAGCAACUAAAGAGAACUUCAAGGGUAUCAAAACGCUACCUGUUUAUGUUAGUGUCCAGGUGGGUAGACAGGCAGAGAGAGAAGCCAAGGGGGCACUCUUCUCUGUCAAACAGAAUUCCAGCUCAGCACUCAGCCCCAUAAGCCCAGACGAUGACACACUAGAGCAAGUUUCUUUUAUAGACAGCUCAGGGAAAAGCCCUAUCACACCAGAGACCCCUAGCUCUGAAGAGGUCAGCUAUGACCUCACAGCAAGGACCCCUGAUGGCUUCCUGGAGUUCAUGUCAGGCAACCAUAGCCCCAUAAUGGAGGUCUCAGAUGAGUCAGAAGAGGACGACUUUGGCAAAACAAGUUUCUCUUUCAAAGAAGCUCUGCCACAAAGACCAGGUUCCAAGACUGUGGCUGAUGCCACCCAAGCAGAUGUGAUUAAUGCUAAUAAGCAGGAAACAACAGAACUUCAAGGAACCACUAAAGAUAAAGGUGUUGCAUAUAUUGAGUUCCCUCCUCCUCCUCCUCUGGAUUCCUCCUCUGAACAAUCGGACCCGGAGAGGAAAGAGUCCUGUGCAUCCUCAGAGACUGAGACUGAGAUGAUGGAGGUGAAUUUACAGGAAGAGCAUGAUAAGCACUUCCUCACUGAGCCAAUCAUACGCAUUCAGCCCCCCUCCCCUGUACCACCAGGGGCUGAUGACAGUCAGUCAAAUGCUGAGGAGGAUGAGGAGGAGGAGUCAGUCUUUCAGCCAAUCCCUUGUAAAAAAUUCUCUUUCAAAGUCCCUGAUGAGGAGAUUGAGAAGAAGGAGAAAGGAUCCAAACCCAAAAAACAGGAUAAGAAUGGAAACAACAAAGAACCUUAUGUUGGAACCAAUGGCUCCAAUGGAGGAGAGGAUUAUGAAUAUGAACAGAAUGGAAAUGACCAAUCUAUUACAGACUGUUCAUUAGCCACAACAGCUGAAUUCUCUCAUGACACAGAUGCGACAGAAAUAGACUCCCUAGAUGGGUAUGAGCUUCAGGAUGAGGAUGAUGGCCUGUGUGAGCAAGCAGACUCGAGGCUUUUUGGCCUUCCAGACAGCAGGAGAGAUGUCUGGGCAUCAGAACCAUUCAGGUCCCCUGACCGCACUUUCCCACAGACUAAACUGGAGGUAAUUGAGGAGGAGAAAUCCCCAGAGGAAUGCCAAAAGGCUCCCUCUAAAAACGAUUCCCCCUCAGAAGGGAGGCAAACUGAAGAUCUUACUCAAGAUGAGAUUAAAAAGCAGGAGCAAAAACCUUCGGACAGAGAGGGAUUCUCGGAUACUUAUUUUAGUUAUAAACUAGAAGAAGAAUUUAACUCUCCUUUUAAGACUGUGGCCACUAAAGGCCUGGACUUUGAUCCAUGGCCCAGUAAAGGUGGGGACGAGGAAAUUGUUGACGUAGCGGGGACACGGGACAGCAAUGGUGAGCCAAAGCCAUUUGGACUGGCGGUCGAUGACCAGUCUCAGGCCACAACACCAGACACGACCCCGGCCCGAACGCCAACAGAUGAUAGCACGCCGACAAGCGAGCCAAAUCCAUUCCCCUUCCAUGAAGGGAAGAUGUUUGAGAUGACGCGCAGUGGUGCAAUUGACAUGAGCAAGAGGGACAUGGUGGAGGAGAGGCUCCAGUUUUUUCAGAUUGGCCCUCAGAGUCCCUGUGAGAGAACAGACCUCCGCAUGGCCAUAGUGGCCGACCAUCUUGGACUCAGCUGGACUGAGCUGGCCAGGGAGAUGAAUUUCUCUGUGGAAGAGAUCAAUUUCAUCAGAGUGGAGAACCCCAAUUCCCUGACAGCACAAAGCUUCAUGCUCCUAAAGAAAUGGGUGCACAGGGAUGGUAAAAACGCCACAACGGACGCCUUAACCGCAGUGCUGACUAAGAUCAAUCGGUUGGAUAUUGUGACUUUGCUGGAAGGGCCCAUAUUUGACUAUGGUAACAUUUCAGGCACACGGUGUUUUGCCGAUGAUAACGCAGUAUUCCCGGAACAGUCCGAUGGUUACGGCAACAUAGAUUUGGAGCUGCAGACCCCCACAGAGCUGAACUACGAGCCACCCACACCGCUGCGCUGCGAUGACUUCUUUAGCGAGGCCGAUGCUAGCAUAGACUCCCCUAGCAGGACCACUCCUACUAGACCUAGUGACCUCUCCCUCACCCAGACCACCAGCACAUCCAGCAGCGACCCCACUACAGUUGCCCCAAUGUUCGGCCCCGGGGCCCCAGAGCCCCCCAUUGUAGUGGCUGAGGAUGUGUCCGUGGGCGGUAGAGGGAGCCGGCGUGAGGGCUCCAUGGAAGAAGACACGGAGCUGAGUCGAGAGUCUGUGGCCUCGUACGAGCAGCCGGACAACGACAGAAGAGCCUUAGGAGUAAAAAGGGGGAUAGAGGAGCCGGCUGAGGAGGUAGAGGGAGAGCUGAGGGCAGGGCAAGAAAGUCUGUCGGAGGAACACGAAACGAACCAGGGAAAUUCUGUUGAAGAUGAGCCAGCCCCAGACACUGCCAUCUUUGCCGGAAGGGAAGAGACGGCAAGUGGUGCUGCUGGCGGUGAAGGGGAGGAGGAGGAGGAGAUGACGCAGGAGAGGCUACGGACUCUGCUGGAGGACAUCAGGCUGGAGGAAGGCUCGGAGGAUGAGGAGAUGACAGAGGAGAGGGUGAAUGCCAUCCUCAACCAAGUGCUGCAGGCAGAGAAAGACAUGUGUUCAGUUCCAGGCUGGCGGAGCGAGACGGCCGGUGGCGCAGGGAAAACAGCGACUCCUUGUGUGAAGGGACUGGAACUGCAGGAGGGCAGCCCAGACAGUCCAACUGGCUUUCCGGACAAGGCAAAGGCUGAGACGGCCAGACACUACGGUGGCCACACCAAGGAGAAAGAGGCCAGGAGGCGGACGAGGUCUCACGGGGACAGCAACACAGCGGGACCAAGUGAAGGACAGGAGGCUGAGGGGGAGGAAGACGGUGGCGUCAGGUCCCAACAAAGAGUCCAGGGAGGUGGUAGCACUGACCAGUCGAGCUCUGAUGAGGAGACCACUGUCACCACCAAGGUGUAUCGCAGGCGGGUCAUCCUCAAGGGAGAGCAGGCCAAAAACAUUCCCGGAGAGUCUGUGACAGAGGAGCAGUUUACAGAUGAGGAUGGAAACCUGAUCACCAGAAAAGUGAUCAGGAAGGUUGUACGCCGCGUGGUGACCUCCGAGGGCAGGAGAGAAGAAGGAGGCGAGACAGUUACAGAAGGAGGAGACAUUGGUGGUGGUGCUGGUGCUGGUGCUGGUGUAGCAACAGGUGGAGGAGGAGCAGCAGCAGGAGGAAAGAGCAGAAAGAGGGGGAAGCGCUCCCGGCAGGGCCAGAAGGGCGAGAGGCCCGAGGAGGAGCAGAGAAAGGAGGCACCGGGGCCGAGGGGGAAGACUGAGUCCGGAGAAGGAGCCAAGGGGAAACAGGCGAAGAAGAAGGGUCAGUCAUAACAGUCAAGAACUCAACUUAAGCUGGUCCACAGACGUCUUUUUGUGACAUCAAAAACCCCAGGAAGGGGAGAAGGUGACAGGGAUCCUUGUGACAGGAGAGCCGGGUCAAUCAGCCAAAGUGUGUCUGAUGCUUUUCACUAUAAAACGCAUGGUUUUCAGCAAGACAAACAACAACUUUUAUUUGAUUUCGCAUGAGCAUGUCACCAAACUCACUCGCUGUCAGAAACGGCUAGCGACACCUACGGACACACACACACACACACACAUACACACGGACGUGAGCCAGGACUUUCUCGACGAUGACAAGUGAAAAGGGGGGAUUACAGCAAAAGCCACACACACCCCUGAAUGCAUCUGUGACCAAAGAUGGCCCAAACAGGAAAAAGUUGGUUGAUGACAAAAUAAGGAAGACUUUUGAAUCACUCUUUCAGACACUCGCCUUAUGUAUUUUUCCUCCUGGACCCAUGGUAUUGGGUUGUAUCAUGUGGUUCUUUUUUUUAAAAAAUGAAAAAAAAUUAACAAAUGGGUGAUUUUUGUUGUAUAUAAAUGACACUGUAUAAAAUCUACAAAAAAAAAAACACAAAAAAGAUCAGUAGCUUCACAGAUCGAUUAUGCACUGGUUGAUUUUUGCUUGACGGGAAGUUUUGCAGAGUAAACGCUGCUUCCAGUCUCUCUGGAUCUUUGGGGUGUGUGACCUCAGCUCCUUGUGGGAUAAAUAAGAAGGUAAAAGCUGUGUGUAAGUGAGACACAACAACAACAAAAAAAAGAAAAGAAAAAAAACUGCUUGAUUUCAACAAAGGAUAUUUCUUUAAAAUCAACCGCUUCUCCAAAACCUGCUUUGUCUGUGGAACAUCCUUCGUCUUCAGAGUAAAUAAUAUUUUGUUGCAUGUUACUUCACAUUGUUUUAACAAUUUCCUUUUUCUCCCCCCCCCCCCCCUCUAAUGCAAAACACUGUAUUACGAUUAGAGAGGGGCUUGGUGGUACUGUAUGUGAGCAUAACUCAACCGUAUGUCUCCUAUGACUGUUUUUAUUUGAUUAGAUUUUUUUUUUUUUUUUUUUUACAAAGGUGGAAACACACCCCACACUUAAGUGGCAAGAUAGCAAAGCUUUGUUGUUCCGCUUCAGGAAGGUAUUUUCCUAUGCAGCUCACGCCUCUUCAUCUUAGAUGCUAGCAAGUACACCCAUGACAGCUAAUGUACCCAAAUGUAACUUGUAGACUGGCACAUUGUGUGAGUUUCAAACUACCACCAGGCCCAUGUGUGUAUUGACAAUUAGGAACUAAUUGUCUUAUCCGUCAGCCCAUUGUGUGUACUACAUGUGUAAGUUUAUGCUUAUAGGUCUGCUGUGGUUUAAAACUGGGACUGUUUUUUCAUUUUGGCAUUUUGUUGACUUCUAACUUUAUUUAAUUGGUUGCAUUUACACAAGAACAGAAAAUAUGACUUGCCACCCCUAUGACCUAGUUUGAAUAAUUUUUAUUGACAACCAAAUGGCUGUGCAGACAUAAUUUUGAUCAUCAAGAGUAAAAAAAAGAAGAAGAAAAAAAUAGUUUUUCUGUUCCUGUGUAAAUCCUUGUUGAGUCUUUUUUCCAUAUAAGGCCACCCUACCAAGCAUCCAUUGCCAAUGAUAGAUCUGGUACCAACAUGUAUGAAGAACCAACAUAGCCUACACUGGAUGAUCCAAGUAAUUAUUUAAGCAGAAAAUAAAUUGCAUUUAAACUCAAAA